AUGCAUAAUUCACUUUGCCAUAAUAAAUUUGAAACCCAAUGGAAUGCACUUAUCAAUAAAUAUCCAGAUUGUAAAAACUAUUUUAUAAGAACUUUAUAUUCUUGUAAGAGUAGUUGGGCCAGUUACGUGAUCAAUAGAAAUUUCACCACUGGAAUUCAAAGCACACAGCGAGUAGAAGUGUGCAAUAAAGUAAUCAAGGACAGGCUGACCAGAUCUUCACGUUUAGCCGAGGUUGUUAAAGAAAUUCAAAAAACCUUUAAUAAUCAGUCAAAAAAGGCAAUGUUAAGUGAAUAUAAAAAUGAAAUUCUGACAAGAGGAAUGCCAAAUAUAAUAGAUGAAUACUUUUCUGAGCUAGAUAAAAUUUUACAAGAAUAUUUAACACCACAAAUUCUUCAAAAACAGCAUGAUCAAAUGGUGCACUCACUAUGCUAUGAUGUGUUUUUAUAUAAUGUUUGGCAAUCACUUCUGGAGAUAAUGGACAAUUCUUAUCAACAAAAUAUGGCUAGAGAAGAUGAUUAUAAUCAAUCACAAUCGCUAUUUUCAUCAUUGCUAAAAACAAUACCUCAUAAUUCAGUUAAAGAAGUGUGGAAUGUAAUUAGGCAUAGUGUACAAAACUCAGAACCACAGCAUAUAAUUCUCCUUAAUGACGGCUCACAUUUAUGUACUUGCCUUUUGCUAAUCAAUAAAGGAAUAGUGUGCCAACACUUUUUUUGUGUUAUGUCUUACUCAACUAAUGUGUAUUUUCAUAUUUCGUUAAUACCUCAUUGCUGGUACAAUAACAACAAAUAUAAUAUUAGUCAAGAGAAUAUACUGACUUACCAAUUCGUUAGAGAAGAAUCAGAACUACCUUUACUCAAACUGUUGACAUUUCAGCAUUUAGUAGAAUUUAAACAAACACAUAUUGAACAGCUACAAGGACCUAAACAAAAGUAUAGAUUCGAAAUGAGUUAUGCCAAAAAAGCUCUUGAUCUUGCAAUUAGAGCUAACAGAGUCGAAGAAUUUGUUAGUCACUUGAAAAAUUUCAUUGAGGUGACAAAAAAUGAUUUGUUUGACACACAAGACAAUACUAAUUUUAUAAGCAUCGAAGAUCCUUUACAUGUACCACAUAAAGGGCAACAACCAAAUAGAUAUAAAUCCAGUGGUGAACCUUCAAAAAAAGCUCGACGUAUUGUUCAAAGUACUGAUUAG
Messenger RNA from Cetraspora pellucida, 1188 nucleotides. The record is from the annotation of a GenBank genome assembly. NCBI's taxonomy places the organism in Eukaryota, Fungi, Glomeromycota, Glomeromycetes, Diversisporales, Gigasporaceae.